Balaenoptera acutorostrata (minke whale) is the source of this 4052-nucleotide messenger RNA. It is a transcript of the gene WDR76, whose product is annotated as WD repeat domain 76. Bases 240 to 1526 code for a protein of 428 amino acids. The transcript has 11 exons. Gene Ontology annotation, biological process: regulation of DNA damage checkpoint. Lineage: Eukaryota; Metazoa; Chordata; Mammalia; Artiodactyla; Balaenopteridae. The record is from RefSeq and is a predicted model, not a curated record. Gene Ontology annotation, molecular function: protein binding; DNA binding. Gene Ontology annotation, cellular component: nucleus.
CGGUCCCUUCGCUUCCCUGAGGAAUUUGAGUUUGCGGUGAGGCUGGCAACCUUGCCUCUUUAAGAGACUAAUGUAACGCCCCGUGCACCCUCCUCCUCCCGCCGGCUGGGAUCGGAGCCCUCCUGCGCCGCCCUGCCCUCCCCCCUCCCCGGACCCCUCCCCGCCCCUCCCACCUCCACCCAUCCCCGCCUCCCGCCUCAAUCUUGGCGGGAAGACGCCAGCUGCUAAGCGGAGGGAGGAUGUCUGGGUCGCGCGCGGAGGCCGAGGAGAAGGUGGGCUCCAGACAGCGACUCCAGGUGAAUGAAUAUAAGGAAAACCAAAACAUCGCUUGUGUGUCUCUGAGACCGGUACAGACUACAGUUUUAGGAAAAACAGCUAAGGUGUAUCUUGUUCCCUUUUCGCUCAGUAACUACAAGCCAGAUAAACUUAAGCGCCCCAAAUCCCUAUUAGAUAAGAAUUCUAACAAUGAAGUGGCAUGUAAGAAAUGUAAGAAGGCUGAAAUAAAGAAAACUUGCAGAAGGAUUUUAACCCCAAAGAUGGAAGCCACAUCUUCCAAGGCAGAAUCCACUCUGCAAAAAUCAUCCUUAGAUGUUCAUGCUGAAAGUAACAAGUGGCAAUACAAGAACACUUCAGAUACAGUGAUUCUCAGUGCUGAUACAGAAAGCAGCCAGGAUGGAGACAGUGAUGAAGGUACCACACCAGGCAUGGAUGAUUUUUCAGGAUUGUCACCAUACGAAAAGAAGAGACUGAAGAACAUAUCAGAAAAUGCAAACUUUUUUGCUUCUCUUCAGUUGUCUGAGUCAGCUGCAAGGCUCCGUGAAAUGAUAAAGAAGAGACAGCCUCCUGAAUCCAAAAGAAAGAAGCCUAAGAAGAAAGAAAAUGGGACUGGAUGUAGAAGGUCAAUGCGAUUACUAAAAGUUGACCCUUCAGGAGUUUCAUUACCAGCAACUCCAACCCAGCCAAUAUUAGUAGCAGAUGAAAAUCCUUUGUUACCUCCUGGGCCUUUAGAAAUGACUUCUGAAAAUCGAGAUGAUAACAGUGAACUAUUUAAAGGAUUUCUGCAGACUUGGGCAGAAGUGAGCAAGACAAGAAGUAAAAACACUGAGAAGGAGUUAUCUAGCAUUAAAAACUACAAAGCCAAUUUAAAUGGCAUGAUCAUUAGUGAAGAUACUGUUUAUAAAGUUACCAAAGGCCCAAUAUUCUCAGUGGCUCUCCAUCCAUCAGAAAUUAGAACUUUGGUGGCAGCUGGGGCCAGAUCUGGACAAGUUGGACUUUGGGAUUUGACUCACCAACCUAAAGAAGAUGGAGUUUAUAGUUUUCAACCCCAUAGUCAACCAGUUAGCUGUCUUUACUUCUCGCCUGCCAAUCCAGCUCACCUGCUGUCACUGAGCUAUGAUGGCACAUUACGCUGUGGGGAUUUUUCCAGAGCUGUUUUUGAAGAGGAAAGUUGGAGUUUGAAAUUUGAAGAUUUGCCUGUCCUGGACAUUUCAUAUAAAAGGAAUCAUACAGUUUAUAGUCUUUUGUGACUGGCUUCUAUACUUAUCAAAAUGUUUUCAAGGUUUAUGCAUGUUGUAGAAUGUGUCAGUACUUCAUUCUUUUUAAUGGCUGAAUAGUAUUCCCUUGUGUGGCUAUACCACAUUUUACACAUCCAUUCAUUAGUUGAUGAACAGUUGGGUUGUUUCUGUUUUUAACUAUUACGAAUAAUGCCAUUAUGAACAUUCAUGCACAGGUUUUGUGUGCUUUCAUUUCUCUUGGGUAUAUACCUAGGAGUGUAAUUGCUGGGUCAUAUGGUAACUCUAUGUUUAACAUUCUGAUGAACUGCCAAGCUGUUUCCCAAACUGGCUUCACCGUUACACAUACUCAUCAGCAAUAUGUGAGGGUUCCCAUUUCUCCACAUCCUUUCCAAUGCUUGUUGUUGGUGAGUAUAGCCAACCUCAUGGGUAUGAAGUGGUAUCUCAUUGUGGUUUUGAUUUGCGUUUCCCUAAUGAUUGGUGAUGCUGAGCAUGUUCAUCUGCUUAUUGGCCAUUUGUAAUUAUUUAGAGAAAUUUGGAUCUUUUGCCUAUUUUCUAAUUGGGUUAUCUGUGUUUUCAGUAUUGAGUUGUAAGAGUUAUCCACUUAUUUAUUUUUUUAAAAGUCAGGUUUAUUGAGGUAUACAGUACAUAUUGUAAAAUUUACCUUUGUUAGGUGUGCAGUUUUAUAAGUUUUGGCAAAUUGUAUAUACCUGUUUAACCAGCACUUCAAUCAAGACAUAAAAAAUUUCCAUCACCCGGAAGAAUUACCUCAUGACCCUUUGUAGUCAGUCCUCUCCCCCUUCCUGAAGCCCCUGGCAACCACUGAUGUGAUUACUGUCCCUAUAAUUUUGCCUGUUCUAGAAUGUCAAGUAAAUGGAAUCAAAUGGUGUGUAGCUUUUUGUGUCUGGCUUUAUUUACCUAGCAUAAUGUUUUUAAGAUUCAUCCUUGAUAUUGCAUGUAUCAGUAAUUUGCUUCUGAUACUACUGAUUGAACAAUUAUCUUGUGUUAGGUACUAACCUGAGUGUGCUUUAUAUAUAUUAUUAAGCCUAAUAACACCCUCUGAAAUAGGUAAUGUUCUCCCCAUUUAACAGUUGAAAAAACUGAGGUAAAGAGGUUUAUUAGCUUGCUGAAGGACAUAAAUGGCAGAACUAGAAUUUGCACUUGAGUCUCUCUGACUCCAAAUCCCCUGCACUUAACCAUUUUAAUAUAAUGAUUGAAUACUUCAAGUUUCAUUUGUGUGUAUUGGGCUUUUUUUGGUAUAGGGGUUGGGAUACCUUUGGUGUAUUAAUUUGUUAAUCUCAGUUUAUAGUAAUACUUGUUAUUAAAACUAAAAGUCAGUAGCAAUUCAUGAUUCAGUGAUAAGAAUUGUGGUAAUUCUUUCUUACUUGAGUACUGACACAUUCUACAACAUUUAUUUUUUAUUCCUUAUAUGUGUGAGCCCUGAGCCCAAAGUAAUAAUAUUGUGGACUGUAAGUGAUUAAAAAGUUAUAACAAUAAUACAUGCUCAUGAUAAAAUAUUUACAGUAGGGGACUUCUGUGGUGGUCCAGUGAUUAAGAAUCCGCCUUCCAAUGCAGGGGACGCGGGUUUGAUCCCUGGUCAGGCAAGUAAGAUCCCACACGCCGCAGGGCAACUAAACCUGCACGCCGCAACUAGAGAGAAGCCUGCAACGAAGACCCAGUGCAACCAAAAAAAUCCCACAAACUUACAGUAAAUAGGGUGUGCAAACUAAAUCUGCCCUUCCCCCAUUCCCACUCUCCCAAAGUAACCUUUGUAUUUUUUGUGUAUGCCUCCAGAAAGUACACAUAUACUUACAAGCAUAUAGAUACAGAUUUUUUUCUUUGCGCUAAUGGGUUCACACUAUAUACAUACUUUUUUGCAACUUGCUUUUUUCAUUUACUAGUAUAUCUUGAACAGUUAAUAGUACAAAUCUACCUCAUUCUUUUUUAGCAUUGCAUGGUAUUUCAAAGUAGAGAUGUACCAUCAUGAUUUAACCAGAUCUUUUUUGGUGGACAUUUAGGUUGCUUUUUAUUGCUGUUAUAAGCAGUCUGGCAGCAAGGCAUCCUUAUAUAUAUCUUAGUGAAAUUACUGGGUCAAAGGGUAUGUAUAGGCAUUAAAUAUUUUGAUAGGUGUGUCCUGAUUGCUGUAAAAAUUUUGUAUCUAUUUACACUUCCACCAAGAGUAGGUGAGCAUUCAAGCCAUAUACCUUGAACUUAGUUGGCAAAGUUAUUUGGUAUAUUAUAUUAAGGUAUUUCAACUGCGUAAGAUUCAGAUUCAGUCCAUUUCCUAGUAAGUUUCACAGGGUAGAUCUGCAUCUGAGGUUUAUUGGAUUUAAGAGAUUUGGGAUGUAGCCCUGACAUGGGUGGAUGGGCUGUUUGAUUGCAGUCUCACAGCUGAUCGGUGCCUUAGUUUCCAUCUAAGGGGAUUACCAUUUUGCCCUAUGCUUCUUGUGGGGAUCAUGGGAGGAUAAAUGAGGUUAUUUGGGUUAAGUGUUUUGUUACUCUUUUAACAAAGAAUUUAUGCAUUGGCUUUCUUUAAAAGAA